AUGGACAAGGAUUGGAUGCGCGUGCCAAAUAGGUUUACGUCACGGGAGUAUGCUGAAGGGAUUAAGCAACUCCUCACAAUGGCGAAAGCCCAUGCACCUGGAAGCACUACCUUUAGGUGUCCAUGUAAAAGAUGUUGUAAUAACAUUUUCUUAUCAAUAGCUCAAGUCGAAGAUCAUCUUUUCACGAUAGGUAUUCUCCCAAGUUAUACACAUUGGAUAUUUCAUGGGGAGAGUGAAAGUUGGAGUGCUAAUUCGUCAGACAGUGAUCAGAAUACAUAUAAUGACAGUCAUAAUUAUGUUGAUGAUAUGGAUGAGAUGAUAGAGGACAUUCGCGCCGGUGCAUUCAUGGACCAUGAUUCCAUGGAACAGGGUACUACUUCACAACCUACCAUGAGUGAGCGGCAAUCGAAAAAUUUUGAACAAUUGUUAGAUGAUGUCAGAUGUCCACUUUAUCCUGGUUGCGAAAAAUUCUCUAAGCUUUCAUUUAUAGUUAAGCUACUCCAUAUCAAAACUAUUGGUGGGUGGACUAUCAAGUCAUUUAACAUGGUUUUACAAUUGUUAAAAUCAGCUUUCCCAGACAUUCAGUUGCCAAACUCAUACCAUGAGGCUCGACGCUUAGAGCAUGGGUUGGGUUUUAGUUAUGUGAAGAUAGACGCUUGCCCAAAUGAUUGCAUGCUAUUUUGGAAAGAUGAUGCUGAUAAAGAAAGUUGUUCUAAAUGCAACGAGUCAAGGUGGGUGUCCAGUAGAAGAAAAAAGGGGAGGAUUCCCCAAAAGGUAUUGCGAUACUUCCCUCUGAAACCUCGGUUACAAAGACUGUUUAUGUCAAAGAAUAUUGCAAAAGAAAUGAGAUGGCAUAAAGAAGAACGACUUGAUGACCACAGUACUUUAAGGCAUUCUGCUGAUUCUAAGAUGUGGAGACAAUUUGAUAAAGACUACACCUGGUUUGCAGAAGAUGCUCGGAAUGUGAGAUUGGGGCUAGCCAGUGAUGGAUUCAAUCCAUUCAACAAUAUGAGUAAACCUUAUAGCAUUUGGCCUGUGAUACUCGUGCCAUACAACUUGCCUCCUUGGUUGUGCAUGAAAGAUCCGUACUUAAUACUCUCCUUACUCAUACCUGGGCCCAAAGCACCGGGAAACGACAUAGAUGUUUAUUUGCAACCUUUAGUGAAUGACUUAAAAGAAUUAUGGGAGGACGGCAUAGAUACCUAUGAUGCAUCAAAGCGUGAAAAUUUCCAGUUACAUGCUGCACUAUUAUGGACAAUUAAUGAUUUCCCCGCAUAUGCCAAUCUUUCUGGGUGGAGCACAAAAGGAAAGAUGGCUUGCCCAUUAUGCAGGGAAGACACAGAUUCAAAGUGGUUGAAACAUGGGAGGAAACAUUGUUAUAUGGGUCAUCGUCGCUUCUUGCCAUCCACGCAUGCUUGGAGAAAGAAAAAGGCUGCAUUCAAUGGAUGUGAGGAUCAUCGCUUGCCACCUCCAGAUCUAGUAGGAUAUGAUGUACUCCAUCAACUAGAGCAGAUUGGUAACACCGAAUUUGGUAAAGGGUCUCGAAAGAGAAAACGCACACCAUCUGAAUUGAACUGGACAAAACAAAGUAUAUUCUUCCAUUUACCUUAUUGGUCCAUGUUACCAUUAAGACAUAAUCUCGAUGUCAUGCACAUUGAAAAAAAUAUUUGCGACAAUGUCUUAGGAACAGUGAUGGAUAUUGAAGGAAAAACCAAAGAUACAGCUAAUGCACGUAGGGAUUUGAUGGAGCUUGGGUUAAGGAAGGAAUUACAUUUACAACCUUCGGCGAAUGGGUACUCCAUGAUGCUUGGCUCCUACACAUUGGAUAUCGAUCAGAGGAGACGUUUCUGUGAAUGGCUUGCAUCUGUUAAAUUUCCCGAUGGUUUUGCCUCGAACAUCUCUAGAUGUGUUUCAGUUGCUGAUGGAAAGAUAUCAGGAAUGAAAAGUCAUGACUGUCAUGUGUUCAUGCAAAGAUUACUUCCGGUUGCAAUUGGGGGGUUUUUACGAUCUGAUAUUCAUCUUGCAUUGACCGAGUUCAGUUCGUUUUUCAAGGCCUUGUGUGCCCGAACGUUAACACUAGACAUAUUGAAGCGACUACAAAAUGACAUUGCGAUUAUCCUCUGCAAGCUUGAGAUGAUUUUCCCACCUGCUUUCUUCGAUAUCAUGGUACACCUCGCCAUUCACUUACCCCGCGAGGCUUACCUUACAGGGCCUGUUCAAUAUAGGUGGAUGUAUCCUUUUGAGAGAUAUUUGGGAAAAUUCAAGCGUUAUGUAAGGAAUAAGGCUCGCCCAGAAGGUUCAAUUGCUCAAGCAUAUGUCCAUGUUGAAUGCUUAUCCUUUUGCUCCCUGUACAUCCAUGAUGUUGGGACCAUACAUAAUCGGGAGGAAAGAAACAGAGAUAUAGAUAAGGGUAUAGAAUCUGAACAUUUCUCUAUUUUCUCACAAAAGAUACGUCCUUUGGGCUCACCUACCUCCAAUCGAUUAGAUAAACCACUAUUUGCAAAGGCAAGGUGGUACGUGCUUAAUAAUUGUGCUGAGAUUAGUCAAUACCUAGAUGAACACCUGACGAAGUUGAAAGAAAUUUCAUCCGAGAAUAUCGAUCGUAGACAUCAAGUUGAAUUUCCAAGUUGGUUUCGUACACGGAUUCAAGAAAUACGUUCAACAAGUCCUGAUGACGUGGCAGAUGACAUUUAUGCACUCGCUUGUGGACCAGAUCCAUGGGUCUCUUCAUAUUCUGCUUGCAUAAUGAAUGGCAUCAGAUUCCACACAAUAAAGCAUGGAGAAUUUCGUGCAACCCAGAAUAGUGGGGUUGUUGUUCAAGGGGAACACCGAUCACAGCCUGUUGAUUUUUAUGGUGUAUUGAUUGACAUAUUGCAAUUACGUUAUAUGGGUUGGCGUCAUGUAUAUUUGUUUAGAUGUGAUUGGUUUGAUAUCGGUGAUAGGAGGAGAGGAAUACGUGUUGGGGACCACCUAACUAUUGUUAACACUGCUCGCAAAUGGUAUAAGGAUGAACCAUUCGCCCUUGCUUGUCAAGCUUCCCAAGUGUUUUACCUUAAAGACACUAACCUGGGUGGUAAUUGGUCCGUCGUGCAAAAGAUUACAAGUAGAAACGUGUAUGAUGUUCCAACUAUGCCCGUGGCCAACGAUGAUGUCGAUGAUGCCGAAAAUCUGAAUGUUCCUGCUUUCCAAGAGAAUGACCCCUCAUAUGUAGAAGUUGUACCCGAAUGUGAUGAUGAUGAUACUGGGCAGGGGUUGCAUAGAACUGACGUGGAACCAACCCAUAUUGCUGAAGAAAGAACAUUGCAACAUGCAAUACCCUCACAAGCUGAUGAUGAAGAAUUCAUUGAUGAUGAAGAGGAUGAAAAUGAUGAUAAUCAUACUCAUAGCAGUGAAGACAUUCUCUCGGACAGCCAGUCUUCGUCUGACGAUGGUAUGAUUCUAUGCUAG
This is a messenger RNA of Carya illinoinensis, 3447 nucleotides long. RefSeq lists its product as uncharacterized. Bases 1 to 3447 code for a protein of 1148 amino acids. NCBI's taxonomy places the organism in Eukaryota, Viridiplantae, Streptophyta, Magnoliopsida, Fagales, Juglandaceae. The record is from RefSeq and is a predicted model, not a curated record. The transcript has 3 exons.